This is a messenger RNA of Nicrophorus vespilloides, 1351 nucleotides long. Its product is annotated as purine nucleoside phosphorylase. NCBI's taxonomy places the organism in Eukaryota, Metazoa, Arthropoda, Insecta, Coleoptera, Silphidae. Gene Ontology annotation, cellular component: cytoplasm. The transcript is spliced from 3 exons. Gene Ontology annotation, biological process: nucleoside metabolic process. Bases 138 to 1148 code for a protein of 336 amino acids. The record is from RefSeq and is a predicted model, not a curated record. Gene Ontology annotation, molecular function: purine-nucleoside phosphorylase activity.
CGGCAUAGAUUAGCUUGGGAUUACUUAUUAAUUACGAAAGCGACAUACAAAGAGUGCGACCGUGGAAAAGAGCGACUCAGUUUGGUAUCAACGUGCAGCGCAGAAGCAACUCAGAAGCAACAAACAAUAAUUUGAAGAUGAUGAUGAUCGAACAGGAAGAUGUUGGUGCAACAACACCCAUUCAUAAACUGACCAACGGCAAUAGCAACAACGGCCUCCUGACCAACGGUCACAAGGCCAAAAAAGACGACGAUAAAGCUACGUACAAAUAUACUUACGAGCAUCUGGCCGAAACGGCGAAAUAUCUGUUGGAGAGGGUGCCUUUCCGGCCGAAAAUUGGAAUCAUUUGCGGGUCCGGAAUGGGUGCGUAUUGGAACGAGGGUUCGUUGGCUGAGGCUUUAACGGAUAAAGUGGUGUUCCCUUACAACCAGAUCCCGCAUUUCCCGGAGUCAACUGUUGAAGGGCACGCCGGGCAGCUGGUAUUCGGCUACUUGAUGGGCGUUGAAGUGGUGUGCAUGAAGGGUCGUUUCCAUCACUACGAGGGUUACCCACUCUGGAAGUGCUCGAUGCCGGUGCGAGUGAUGAAGCUGGUCGGAAUAAGUCAUCUGAUAGCCACGAACGCGGCGGGCGGCCUCAAUCCCAAAUACAAAGUGGGCGACGUGAUGCUAGUCAACGACCACAUCAACCUGAUGGGAUUCUCGGGAAACAACCCGUUGCACGGUCCCAACGACGAGCGUUUCGGUCCCAGAUUCCUUCCGAUGAACCGAGCCUACGACAAGGAUCUCAUCGAGCUGGCCAAGAAGGUCUGGGACGAUCUCAAGCUGGGUCCCAUACACGAGGGCGUCUACACCUGUCUAGGUGGACCGAACUUCGAGACUGUAGCCGAACUGAAGAUGCUCCAGAUGGUCGGCGUGGAUGCAGUAGGCAUGUCCACCGUGCACGAGGUGAUCACGGCGAGACACUGCGAUCUCACCGUUCUCGCUUUCAGUCUGAUCACAAAUUUCUGCGCCACAAAUUACGAGAAUCAAUCGGAGGCCAAUCACGAAGAGGUGAUGGAUGUGGGAAAGAUGAGGCAAGACACUCUGGCCACGUUCGUGCAGAAUCUGGUGUUGCGCAUCAAGAAGCUGGGCUAUCCGGGAAUUAAAUAAGAAUCUGAUUUUCGUUACUUUCUUGCGAUUGAUCUAAGGAUAAAAUUGGGAAGUUGUUUCAGUAUUUUUUGUCGUCGUCGUCGUCCUAUUCCAGUAAAGACGUAGAAUUAAAGAAGGUGCAUGUACUGCACACAUUUAUAAAUAUAUUUUAUUGUGUUAUGUUAAAUAUUGUACAUUUAGAAUAAAGACAACUAUUUUUGAAA